CCGUGCUGUGGCUGAGAAGGACUGCCUGUGCCGCCGUUCCUUCCGUGUGAGUCGCAGGGCUGAGUUGUGUCUUUGGUGGGUCGGCGCUUCCGUUUCCAGUGCAGGCGGUGUCGGGCGGCAGUAUGCACGGCUAGCCAACCCAACCUGGUCAAACAUUCUAGCACUCUACGUAGGGACAAAGGCGUCUCCUGCCCACGCGGGCCUUCACCACAUACUCACCAUCCACUAAUCCUCACUCACUAUCCAUGGCUCACCCAGGCUCUCGAUCCGCCUUCCCACCCACCACCUUCACUCCCGCCACCACCUCUGCUCCCUCACCCGCCCUCUCCCACUCGCACACGCCCACGCCAGGAUCCGCCGGAUCGAGUAACAACACCUUCCUCAUGUCUGCAAGCCCCGUGAGAAGCCGGAGGUCAGCCGUAGACGGCUACAAACCAAAGAUGAUCUCAACCAUUGGUGCCAAGCCCGCCUGCCUCGUCAAUGCCUCAGUCACCUACGUUGGUGACGACCAAAUAUAUGCCUUUGGAGGCUUCGAUCAAUACACAGACGAAGUAUACAACCACGUCCUACGCCUCAAUCUCGUUACCCGGCAAUGGAAUCUGGUCGACAACUAUGGCGAUAUCCCAGGCGUUCGGAUGGGACACACCGCAUGUCUUUGGCAGGGCAAUAAGCUUCUCGUGUUUGGCGGUGAGAACGAGCAUCGCCAACAUCUUGCCGACGUCAUUGUCUUCGAUCUCAAAACCGCUCAUUGGACACAACCGGAAUUGAACGGCCCCAUACCGCGCGGUCGCGCUCGACACUCUGCAGUAAUCUACGAUGAUAAGCUGUAUAUCAGCGGCGGCCAGACUGGGCACGACAGUGUCUUGGAUGAUAUCUGCUACCUGGACUUGAAGACAUGGACUUGGUCGCGAACAUGGAGGUUCGUCCCUCGAUACGACCAUGCCAGCUGGAUCUGGAAUGGCCGCAUUUGGAUUUUUGGCGGAAUCAAUGACGAGAUGGAGAAGAACAAUGAGAUUUGGUGGCUCGAUCUGAGAGGGAGCCCCGAAUUCGAGCACGCAAUGAAGUAUGGGACUGGUGAUCGACAGCUCACCUCAUCUCGCCAUCGCUAUCCCGUGCCGGCUUCAGGCCAACUCGCCACUGGUAGUACAGGUUAUGCCGCCAACUCAAGCGUUCAGUCUUAUCAUGGAAUGAGCUCCAGUCGCUCACCAUACGUUGCUCCAGGAUCCAUAUCUUCGCUCAAAUUCCAUUCCAGCCCGAACUUGCCCUCACAAGCGGCGGGCACACAUUUCCACCUUUUUUCAUCUGGCUGCAUGCUGGACUUCGUCACACCUGCUGAGCUGAGCUGUGAGACCAGCCUUUCUAGCCUCGAGCUUGACUCUUUGCGAUGGCAGAAGCUAGCCGAAGGAAAAGAUUUAUACAGCCCAAAUUACCGCUGGCACUAUUGCACAAUGAAUCCUGAAGGUACACACGCCUGGCUGCUAGGUAGCCCAAUUGAGUCGGCGAAUGAUGGAAAUCACAACGGCGAAUAUCUCAGCGACGUACUUGCCAUAGACCUUCGCAAAUAUGGCAUCCUGGGUAAUGAGCUGGCCUCCGACACACGCUCCAAGAUGAUGCCUUCUUCCGACGCCAACGUCUCGUCUCACCUCAGUGGGAUUGGUGCAGACCUGUCCUUGACUUUCGAUCAGCCACCUGAGAGCGGCAGCGGUGCAGAUUUUAUAAUCACUGCGGAUCCCGAUGAUGAUGACUACAGCGAUAUCGCCGUAGCUGAUUCCAACGGUUCAUCGACUGCUGUCGCACCUACUUCACGCCCAAUACACGUUCAUAAGCUCAUUUUACACGCUCGCUGGCCACAUUUUGCGCGUUUGUGGAAUGCACAGAUGGCCGAGUUCCAUUCGAAAAAGAUGCAUAUCCCCGAACCCUAUUCUGCAGUCCGCGCCUUCUUGUUCUAUCUCUACACCGACAGCAUUGCACCCAACCCACAAAACGGCCCGACGCUUAACGAUGUUGCCGGCAUGCUCGUCAUGUCCAACAUUUACGACAUGCCUCGCCUCCGCCUACUCUGUGUCAAUCGCCUAGGCCGAGAGCUAGACAUUGAACACGCAGCCAUAAUAUGGGAGCGUGCCGCCACAGCCGGCGAAGAAUGGCUCAAGCAACGCGCAGCCACUUUUUGUAUGCAAAACUUUGGCCGUGUCGUCCGCACCGCCGGUUACCGCAAUCUCAGCCCUGCAAGCCUUAUCGAGUUAAGCUGCGAAGCCACUCCUGAAGCUCGCAUUGUCGGUGGUGACGACUUGGAUCUCCUAUCCCAGAUCACGGGCCGUUCGUAUAAUGGGAGCAAUCGGAAACGCAGUCUAGGUAGCACGGGCGUGCUGACAGGUGGUGAAGAGGAUGAUAUUGAGGAGGCAGAAGAUGAUGGUAUGGACGUCAAUUGAAGGAAUUUGUGAAAGCAAGGGCUGGAUCAUGGCAAACACUUUUUCUCACCCUCCGUCCUCUGUUUUUCCCCAUUCAUUAGCAUCAUGGCGCGGCGCUGGGUUUCUGUUUCUUUGGCUGGGAAAACGAGGGAAAGUUAAUGGAUUUGGGCGUUCUUUUCUUUGGUUGGGAUAUAUGCAUUGCGAGGGCUGGAUGUGGCAGGCGUUUCUUUCUUGGAUGACUUUUGAACCCUUUUUUUUUCGUCCUGUAGUCGAGCUUUUCUCUCUGUUCUAAUUAUUACAUGAUUAAACACAUAUGGGUUAGGUAGUUCUAGAUAUGAGGAUUUCGAUUAUCCUAUUUGUCUUAGCAC
Molecule: messenger RNA, 2776 nt
Organism: Bipolaris sorokiniana ND90Pr
Lineage: Eukaryota; Fungi; Ascomycota; Dothideomycetes; Pleosporales; Pleosporaceae
Exons: 3
Coding region: 246-2429 (727 amino acids)
Molecular function (GO): protein binding
Source: RefSeq, a predicted model, not a curated record